Molecule: messenger RNA, 3227 nt
Organism: Protobothrops mucrosquamatus (brown spotted pit viper)
Lineage: Eukaryota; Metazoa; Chordata; Lepidosauria; Squamata; Viperidae
Gene: RIC8A
Product: RIC8 guanine nucleotide exchange factor A
Biological process (GO): G protein-coupled receptor signaling pathway
Cellular component (GO): cytoplasm; plasma membrane
Molecular function (GO): G-protein alpha-subunit binding; guanyl-nucleotide exchange factor activity
Source: RefSeq, a predicted model, not a curated record
AUGAGGGCAGGGCUGUCCUGUAAUAGGAAGCGGGCGCGGGCGCCUAGGCAAGCGAGGCUGAGAGGGAUAAGGCAAGUCUUCGCGCGCGGAACGCCCGUCCGUCUCGGGAGCCAAGGGGAAGCUCCCCGCUGGAGCGCCUUUGGAGUUUCCGCCCCAGGCAGAGAAAUGCUGCGGGCGACCUUCUUUAUUACGCAAUCUGUUUAACAAGGACUCUUUGCAUCAGUAAAUAUCCAGCCACGCCACAAAGCCUUCUACUACAUUUCACUGCGGUCGGCCCCCGUUCCUCUGGGCAGACAUGACACUCCAAGCUGUGCUAGAGACUGUAGAAAAUGGGAAGCAAGAUACUGUCCUCAAGGUGCUACAGAUCUACAACCAGGAGAAUGCUCCUUGUUUCACCUUUGAUGAUGAAGAACAGGAAGAAAGAAAGAAACUGGCCAUGCUUCUGAUCAAGUUCUUGGAGAGAGUUCUCCAGCCAUCUUGUCAAGUGACAUGCUUGGAAAGCAUACGAAUUCUGUCCCGGGAUAAAAAAUGCCUUGGCCCUUUCACCACCAUGGAAAGUUUGAAGACACUAGCCAGGCAUGCUGGGAUUGUUUACAGGGAAGAGCAAAUCCUGGAGGUUCCUGAUCUGGAUGUAAUUCUGGAGGCACUUAAGUGCCUCUGUAAUAUUGUCUUCAGUAGUCCCCGGGCUCAAGAACUGAUGUCUGAGGCUCGGUUUGUGGUGGGCCUUACAGAUCGCAUCAAACUCUAUAAUGAGAGAAACUUCCCCCAUGAGAUAAAAUUCUUUGACUUGCGCCUUCUCUUUUUAUUGACGGCACUAAGGGUGGAUGUUCGGCAGCAGGUUGCACAAGAACUUCGAGGUAUUGGUUUAAUGACAGAUACCCUGGAACUUACCCUGGGAGUAAAAUGGAUUGAUCCUCAUGAGGUAGCUGCUAAAGGGGAUCCUUCCCUGCCAUUACCUCGGCAGGAGACAGAGCGUGCUAUGGAAAUCCUGAAGAUCCUCUUCAAUGUCACUUUUGAUACCAACAAAAAGGAAGUGGAUGAGGAAGAUGCUGCUCUGUACCGACGUCUAGGUGCCCUUCUCCGUCACUGCCUGAUGAUUUCAGCAGAUGGCGAUGAUCGGACAGAAGAAUUUCACAGCCAUACAAUCAAUCUUUUGGGCAAUCUUCCUCUCAGGUGUUUAGAUGUUUUGCUGACUCCCAAGGUCCACCGAGGCUCCCUUGAAUACAUGGGAGUCAAUAUGGAUGCUGUCAAUGUUCUCCUGAGUUUCCUUGAUCGACGUCUUGAUAGGGGUCACAAACUCAAGGAGAGUCUUACUCCAGUGUUGAACUUGCUGACUGAAAGUGCCCGGGUCCAUCGACAGACAAGGAAAUUCCUUAAAUCAAAGAUACUUCCUCCAUUACGGGAUGUGAAAAAUAGACCUGAGGUGGGAAACCUGCUGAGAAAUAAACUUGUGCGCCUCAUGACCCAUAUUGACACGGAUGUAAAACACUGUGCUGCUGAGUUCCUGUUUGUACUCUGCAAGGAAAGUGUGUCACGGUUUGUGAAGUACACGGGAUAUGGAAAUGCUGCUGGUCUUCUGGCAGCCCGAGGCCUCAUGGCUGGGGGGCAGACCGAAGGAGAAUACUCUGAGGAUGAAGAUACUGAUACAGAGGAAUACAAGGAAGCAAAACCCAACAUUAAUCCUAUUACUGGACGUGUGGAGGAAAAGCUUCCCAAUCCAAUGGAAGGAAUGACAGAUGAACAGAAGGAGCUUGAAGCAAUGAAACUUGUGAACAUGUUUGACAAACUCUCCAGAUCUAAUUUCUGCUUCGGCAGCCCUACAGCACUUCUUCUCUGGAAAGAUUUUUACAGCUUUGUCUUUCUGACUGUCUUUUCUCCUCAGUGUUUAAGAGUCUCACCCUCUAAUGCAUUCUAAAGACUUUCUAGCAGAUUUGCAAGGAUGCAAGACAGGGUGGUUUCAAAUGAGCUUAUAGCACAUGGAACACUAAGAGUACAUGCAUGUAGUCAAUUGUUUAGGAAGAAAAAAGUGUAUGAAUCAGGACAUAUGUUAAUCCCUGAGCCAAGCACGACAUUUAAAACUGUCAUGGUUGAUACACAGGGGAUCUGUAGGCAAAUAUGAAUGUGUAUACAUGUCUAGAAAUAUAAAAAUGUGUGAACAAAGUAAGUGUGCAUUUUUAUGAAUGUAUUAUUUGACAAUCAAUGUACUUGCAUACCAUUCCUUUUCAGAACACCUUAAGGAUGGUUGGAAAUCUUCACGAAAGAGCUAUUGUUGAAAGUAUGAGCGUGUGCAUGUAUUUUGUGUGUGUGUAUCUGUGUGUGUGUGUAGGUGCAAGGAAGUACUUUAAAUAAAUAUGGGAAUGUAGGAUUUCCUGGGAAGAAAGAACUAAAGAUAGGAAAGCCAACAAUUGCAGUGAAAUGAAGAGACAGCAAGUGGACCAGCUCUUUUGGAUUCCUCUCCAGACAGGGAGAAGACUAGGGAUUGCCUAUGCAUGGUCCAGACAGUUGCUCCUCAUGAAGUAUCCAGCAAAUUUAGCACUUUGGGAGACAAGAGAGCACUAUCUCCAUUCAAACUGUAGUCAGUGUCUUUAUGGACACAUGGUUUGCAUACUUCCUUUUUUAAUCACUUGGAAAUUGCUUACUAGCUGCUUUCAGAAUCCUUGGAACAACAGAUUUUAGAGCAAUGAGUAAGUUUCCUUCAAUCCUUAGCAACAGAAGUUUUAAAUUAAGUUUAAGGACUUAAAAAAAACGUUUUGAAUAAAUAGCACAAAAGGUGGUUAGAACAUUGAUUUUGAAAAAUUAAAAUUGGAGUAAGGGUCCAGAUAAAUUUGAAAUAAAAUUUUGAAAUUAAUUAUAAGAAUCCUUCCCAGGGGGAAAUGCUGUCCUUUUAGAUUCCUUAAACAAAAUAUAAUAACAUUUUAAAAAUUGGAUGCACAGGGAACUGAAGAUAACAAAGGGGAAGGACAUUUAAACUUGACUUAUUAGUACAGAAUGGAACAAAAUAUUGUAAGAUUGGACUUUUUGAGGGAUACUUGUGAACAAUGGCUCAAAAGUUAAUUUUCAGAAAGUCUACCAUUAUAAAUAGACUGUGUUUAAAAGAUGUUAUGGAAGCGAACAAGUUUUCCUGGAUAAGACUGAGAUGACCUAAAAGUAAUUUAAAAACGACAGGCUACAAAAAUUAUGUAGAAAAAGAUGCUACACUGGAUAUAAAAAUAAAACUGUUUGAUUUC